AAAAAGGACUGCACAUAAAAUUUUUAUUAAUUGAAUCUUAUAUUUUGCUUAAAAUCAAAUCCGACCGUACUGAUUACGCUCCGAUUAGCUCAAUGAAAGUUGCCGGAAUGGAAUACUGCUUCCGGAAAAGAGGAAUGAGAGAGCGUUAACAAGACGAGAAGAAGAAGCUCAUUUCUAUUUCUUCUUUGUCAUCUACUAUAUUUGGGGAUAUUGCCGAGAGUUGAGUUUUUGUGUUGCAUAUUAUCAUAGUUGGAGAAUAGAAAUGUCAGAACCCAUGGUAAGAGUGAUUCGAGGUGGUCUUGUCAGGCUUAUUCACUACUGUCAGCUGUCAAAACCAAUUCGCACCCCUUCGUCUUCUUCAAAUCCAAAUAAUGCCUUUGCCUCUUCUGUUCGAGCUUACUCGUCUUCUCUUUCACCCGUCAAUUCAAGGACUUCCAUGAUCUCUCAAUUCCAUUCAAGGCCCACUUCCUCAAAAGCCGUCAAUCCUAACACAUCGUCUUUAUCUCCCAGAAGCUUGCUUUUUUUCACGAUUAAACCAGGUCAUAGCUCUAUAUCUGGUGCUGGGUUUGGGGUUAGGUUAUUCUCCACGAAUCCGGACCUGGGCAAAAGGGUUUUCCGGGAGAAGCCCGCCACAGCUCUUACUUCCACAUUCUCCCGCUAUCGCGAAGCUAUUGGGUUGCAAAUUGAGGCUUUCUUGAGGAGAAACUCUCUGAUUCUCAUUGGGGCCGGAGGACUUUUAGUUUGUGCUUUGCUCUGGAGGAUUAUGUUUGGGAUAGCAAACACCUUCGUUGGCCUCUCCGAAGGCAUGGCCAAGUAUGGCUUUCUCGCCCUCUCUUCGGCUAUCGUUGCUUUCGCAGGCCUUUAUCUCCGGUCAAGAUCCAUAGUCAAUCCUGAUAAAAUUUAUCGAAUGGCCAUGAGGAGGCUUAAUACAUCUGCUGGGAUCCUAGAGGUUAUGGGUGCGCCUCUUACUGGAACAGAUUUGAGAGCCUAUGUGAUGUCAGGAGGUGGGCUUACACUAAAGAACUUCAGGCCACGUUUUAGGAGCAAGCGGUGUUUUCUCAUCUUUCCCGUACAAGGUUCGGAGAGAAAAGGUCUCGUCAGCGUUGAAGUGAAGAAUAAAAAAGGCCAGUAUGAUUUGAAGCUUUUGGCAGUCGACAUUCCCAUGGCAUCAGGACCUGACCAACGAUUAUUUCUGAUUGGUGAUGAAGAAGAGUAUAAGGUUGGUGGUGGACUAAUAUCUGAGCUACGAGACCCUAUUGUGAAAGCGAUGGCAGCAAGCAAAGAGUUUGAUGAUCUUGACCAAAUUGAAGAAGAGGAAGAUGCUGAAAGAGAACGCCAGGAGGGAGAAAGGAGACACCAAGAAGAAAUUGAGAAGCUUGAAAAAGGUGGCUCGCACUAAUUGCUUCUUAAGAUUUUGUUCCAACCUGUCCAUGCUGUUCUGUUUAGUUUCACCACACGAGCUUUUGAAAGAAUUAUUGAGGUUUAGACUAGCUCAGGCAAAUGAUAUCAGGUGCCUCGCAUCUGUAUCAGAGUUGCAUUAUACUCAUCUUGUGCUUCUAUUGUCAUCUUUGGCUUUGGGAAUUCCAUAAAUUUUUGUGUUAAAAUCGAGAUGGCCCGACUGAGAUAAAGCAGUUGAGGCAACAUGCCUGACAACUGACUUUGAAAUUAACUUUUGGCAAUUCCUGAUCAUCUUUCCUUGAAGGAAUUACAUCAAAAUUUACCUCUCA
Molecule: messenger RNA, 1727 nt
Organism: Carya illinoinensis
Lineage: Eukaryota; Viridiplantae; Streptophyta; Magnoliopsida; Fagales; Juglandaceae
Exons: 4
Coding region: 263-1399 (378 amino acids)
Cellular component (GO): intracellular membrane-bounded organelle
Source: RefSeq, a predicted model, not a curated record